AUGCCCGAGUCUCGCUCCAAGCACCCUCUCGUCUGGAUUGACUGCGAGAUGACCGGUCUCGACCUCUCCAAGGACACUGUCAUGUCUCUCUGCUGCUUCAUCACCGACGCCCAACUGAAUGUCCUUGACGAGAACGGCUACGAAGCCGUCAUUCAUCACUCGCAAUCCCAGCUCGACGCAAUGGGCGAAUGGUGCACACAACAGCAUGGAAAGACGGGCUUAACAGCUGCAUGCUUGGCCUCUGACAAGACUGCAGAACAAGUCGCUGAAGAAUUGCUGGCUUAUGUGCAGAAAUACUGUCCAGAGAGAAAGAAAGCAUUGCUUGCUGGAAAUACUGUGCAUGCGGACCGUGCCUUCUUGGUUCAGCAACCUUAUACGCCCGUAAUGAAGUGGUUGCACCAUCGCAUCCUAGACGUUUCUGCAAUCAAAGAAGCAGCAAAGAGAUGGGCGCCUAUAGAAGUUCUCAAGAAGAGCCCUCCAAAGGCUGGAAAGCAUGAAGCAAGAGCAGAUAUCCUCGAGAGUAUAGCCGAAGCGCGGUACUACCAGAGGGCUUUCUUCCAGAACGGUGUCAUCCCAAAGGAUGAGCUCGAAGAAGAGUCUGCUGAGCUUGAUGGCGACGCACAUGGUUCAAUCAUUGGCGACAAGGAAGUCAAGCCAAAAGAAAUAACCCAAGAAGUUGGUGCUGCAAAGGCCCAGACAACCGUUCAAAAUCUUGAAGCAGAAGGGUUUGGUGCUACCUCUGGUGAGCAGGAUCUUUCCAGGAACGGAGGCAAUCGUGAUUUGGCCUCGUAG
Molecule: messenger RNA, 792 nt
Organism: Aureobasidium melanogenum CBS 110374
Lineage: Eukaryota; Fungi; Ascomycota; Dothideomycetes; Dothideales; Saccotheciaceae
Product: ribonuclease H-like protein
Exons: 1
Coding region: 1-792 (263 amino acids)
Cellular component (GO): mitochondrion
Molecular function (GO): nucleic acid binding; 3'-5'-RNA exonuclease activity
Source: RefSeq, a predicted model, not a curated record